Alligator sinensis (Chinese alligator) is the source of this 1788-nucleotide messenger RNA. It is a transcript of the gene DNAL1, whose product is annotated as dynein axonemal light chain 1. The transcript has 11 exons. Bases 1 to 1035 code for a protein of 344 amino acids. NCBI's taxonomy places the organism in Eukaryota, Metazoa, Chordata, Crocodylia, Alligatoridae. The record is from RefSeq and is a predicted model, not a curated record. Gene Ontology annotation, molecular function: carbohydrate binding; protein kinase binding. Gene Ontology annotation, cellular component: cytoplasm.
AUGACAUCAGGACUGGAAGGCAUCGACGACAAGAGCAAAUGCCGGAUCCUUGCUGCCAUAAGCAAUGGCCCCCAGCUCCUGGUAUUUGUCAGGUUCAUGUUGAAUCUACGGUGUGGGAACAGCAACAUCACCUUCCACUUCACCCUGCGUUUUGAUGAGGACUGCCCUGUGGUCGUGUGCAACACACAGCAAGGUAGGAGCUGCUGGGAAGAGGAGCGGGCUGACACCAUGCCCUUCCUGCCGGGCACCUGCCUCGUGAAGAUAGCAAGCAUCCGGAAUCAGUGCUACAAGGCCCAGGCAUGCAAGCUCAGCAUCAAGAUCUACAUUGCUGGGAACAGUCGAGCCAAGGUAGAAAAAUUGGUCAACAACAUCCAGACAAGUACCAUCUAUGGUGAUAUCUGGAACAGGUACCAGCGGGACCUUCUCUUGGCCGGAGAAGGUCUGACCUGUCCAGCAAAAGCAACAACUAUCAAGGAAGCUCUAGCCAGAUGGGAAGAAAAAAAUAGCCUGAAGGCAUCAGAGGCCAAGGAAGUGAAACUGUAUGCCCAGGUUCCUCCUGUAGAGAAGAUGGAUGCAUCUUUGUCCACACUUGUUAAUUGCGAGAAAUUGUCUUUGUCUACAAACUGCAUUGAAAAAAUCGCCAACUUGAACGGCCUAAAAAACUUGAGGAUCCUGUCACUGGGGAGAAAUAACAUAAAGAAUCUAAAUGGAUUGGAAGCAGUUGGGGAUACAUUAGAGGAGCUGUGGAUCUCAUACAACUUUAUUGAGAAGCUGAAGGGGAUCCAUGUCAUGAAGAAGUUGAAGAUUCUAUACAUGUCCAAUAAUUUGGUGAAAGAUUGGGCAGAGUUUGUGAGACUGGCAGACUUGCCGUUACUGGAAGAUCUGGUGUUUGUUGGCAACCCACUAGAAGAGAAGUACUCCGCCGACCAGCAGAGCAACUGGGUUGAGGAAGCCACCAAGCGAGUGCCUAGACUGAAAAAACUAGAUGGUAUCCCAGUUAUUAAACAAGAAGAAGGUGAAGAAGGAGAGAACUAACACAACUAUUUCUUGUUUGGCAUUAAAUUAUUUAAGAAGCUCUGGAACAAUUCAGUAUACAAAGCUUUUGUAUAAACAUUUGUUUUGAAAAUGUUCAGGCAACAUUUUAAAAUUAGCUCAUCUCCAUACUCUUGUCUCACCCAAAGAGUUACUUACCAAAAUCAGGGGAUGCCACCUCUGUGCAUUUUGUUCCCUGGUUUAGGAAUUAGUGAAUUGAGGUUGCCUGCUGUUUGAUUAAUUAGAGGCCUUUUCCUAAAAGAUGGAUACAAUUUUUUAUCCCUGAAUAGUGCUGCUUGUAGAUCAGUCUUGGGUAACAGUAAAACAAUGUUGUUUGUCAACUUUGUCCAGCUGACACUAACAUUUAAAACAUGAAGGCCAAAACAGCAGUGUUUUAUGUAAAAGCCUCUUUAUACGCUAUGCUCUCACAAGGAUUGGAACACUUUAAAUAUGUGAGGCUUCCUUUUAUGCUUCUUCAACUAUUAUGCCAAUUAUCUGUAGCCAAACAGACCUAAUAGUUGUCAUGGGCUUAUGCCUUAAAAAGGUAUUGCUAACAAUUUUGUGCCAUCAGUCAUAGGCCCAGAAUUGGCUGUUCCAAGAUACAUUAGCCUCUCAACAUCAUAACCCAGAAGGCUGCAAAUAUUUUUAUAUAUUUAUUUAUUUUAAACGAAGAAAUGGAAAUUCUUUACAUGGCUUCCAGUGGAGUUAAAUUACCUAUUGUUUUUUCUUUACAUUAAAUAAAAAGUAGAUGCUUUA